UCUGUGGCGGCAAGGGUAGCUAGCGGGUUUCUGGCCAACUCCAGGUUGGAGUGGCAUUGGGAUGCUGCCCGACUUCUGCCAUUGCAGGGAAGGGCAGAGAAAUCGGUGGCCUUUUCAUCUGGCCGGAUCACAGCAGGACCCGAAGUGUUCUGCUUGCUGGCCUACAUGUUUCAGGAUUUCCGGUGCCCUUGGUUGCUGUGUUUGGUCCACCAACGCUAUUAUCUCAGCCACUGCACUCCCCUCCUGUACUUCAGGUGCAGGCAUGAGGACUGUGUGUCCCUAAGCCCACCCGUGAAGUGUAGUGUCCAGAUCAAAGGAGGUAAUAGCAGCACUCUGUCCUGAUUUGAUCCUACACCCUCUUCUGGGCAUCACAGUUUUAAAAGGAUUUCUAGAAGCUAAAAAGCCUCUCAAGGAGGGGUGACCAGAACGGUGAAGGCUCUGAAAAUCAGACCUUUAUGAAGCUUAUGGAGCUGCUUAUGUUUAGGCUGGAAACGAGAUGUGAUAUUGAGAGACUCAAAGAAUGGGUAUCGUCUUCAUCAUCCGGGUGGAAGGAUACAUUUAUUUAUUACAUUUGUACCCUGCCUGUCCAUCAGGGUUCCCUCUAAGGUGUACGCGGGGGACUCUGUCCCCCUCCGCGCAGGCCUCCUCCUCCAUGCACCCACAGCAAUUGUUUUUCUCCCCUUAUCGGGAUUAUAUUUAUUUAUUUAUUUAUUUCAUUUAUACCCCGCCUAUCUAGUCAAUUGUGACCACUCUAGGCGGCUUAGAUGAUUACGAUACUGUGCAUCAGUUAGCAGGAUAGCUAUCAUGUGUGAUGCCAAUUGAAGAGUCCAGACUCUCUUCAAGGGAAGCCCUUUGUAAAGCAUAUUGCAGUAAUCAAGGAGUGAUGUGUAAAUAAAGGCACGGAUAGCUGUUGCUCAGUUAGGUCAGCUCAGAACAAGUUAUAGCUGACACACUCAGCAGACCUGUGCAAAGGCACCCCUCAUCAUUUCUGCCACCUAAGAAUGUACUGGCAGUGCAGAGUCAAGGAACACUUCCAGACGAUGAGCCGGAGCUGUCGGAGCGCUGGAGCGCAACCCUUUCUAGAAAUAAUGAGUGGCAUGGCUCAGGGUUCUUGCCAGAGCAGGAGGACCUUGCGCAGAAUGCAGAGAGGUUGCGCGUCAAAGUGGCAGGUGACCCCUUGUGGGUGGCUGCCCUCAGCUCCUUUCCCCGCUGUGUACUUUGUCGAGAUAGUUGGUGGCUCGCCUUCCUCUCCAGUGGCCUGUGGACGCUCUGGAGUGGCCUUCCGCUCACUUGCACGUGUGGAAGCCCGUCAGAGGGGCUUCUCUGUUCAGGAGUAGAGUCCAUUCUUCUUUCUGUUGAGUGGAUUUUCUGGAACAAGAAACAAUCGGUUUUUUUCCCCAUGGGUGUCACAAGUGAAUCCUUGCCCUAAGUUUGUGCCCGGUGAGCGGAAGCGCAGCAGCUUCCUGCCCUUGCAGCUCUGCAGCUGUCUGGUUUUGUGAUUCUUCUGCAGCGCAGACAAGAGGGGCUUCCCUCUAGGGCUCGCCUUCUCCUGUCUGCCUUCUCUGGCAGCCCCAGUGAGCUUCUUUGUGGCAUGGCUUUGCCACAGAGUAGGAGCCUCUGUGGGGACUCCUUGGGAUGCAAGAGAGAGAGAGUGAGAGAGGGAGAGAGAGAUCUGUCUGGUAAGGGAAGGAGCAGCAUCCUGCCUGCAACCUCUUGCCUCCUCUCUCAGUUUCCUCUCAAUAGUCUAAGAGGUAUAGUCAGGGCAUGACCUUGGGAGUGAUGAGGCCCAGGCCAGUCCUGGCUGCAGAGCAGCCUCCAUUACUCUCUCCCUCUCCUGCAGAUCCUGAGCAUGACAGACGGGCUGAUGAGCAAGGCAGCCACCAUGGAGAUACCCAUCCAUGGCAAUGGAGACUCCCGGCGCCUCACAGAAGAGGAUGAUUUGGAGCAGGACCUGCAGCAAGUGAUGGUGUCGGGGCCCAACCUGAAUGAGACCAGCAUUGUGUCUGGAGGCUACGGGGGCACCGCCGAGGGCAUCAUACCCACCAGCGCCAUCAAAGGUUCCAAUUUGCACCAACCCCACCCCCCCAUGACGGGGGAGGAGGCGGCAGCGGCAGCAGCCGCCACACGGGGGGUUGCGGUGGAGAAGUUGGACAUUGUCAAGAAGUGGGGUAUCAACACAUACAAGUGCACAAAGCAGCUGCUCUCGGAGCGCUUCGGUCGGGGCUCACGGACGGUCGACCUGGAGUUGGAGACGCAGAUCGAGCUCCUGCGGGAGACGAAGCGGAAGUACGAGAGCGUCCUGAGCCUGGCGCGGGCCCUCACUAACCACUUCUACAGCCUGGUCCAGACGCAGCACGCCCUGGCCGACGCUUUCUCCGACCUCAGCCAGAAGUCCCCAGAGCUCCAGGAAGAGUUUGGGUACAAUGCCGAGACGCAGAAGCUGCUGUGCAAGAACGGGGAGACCCUCCUUGGGGCCGUCAACUUCUUCGUCUCCAGCAUCAACACGCUGGUCAACAAAACCAUGGAGGACACCCUCAUGACGGUCAAGCAGUACGAGACGGCCAGGCUGGAGUACGACGCCUACCGCACAGACCUGGAGGAGCUGAACCUGGGCCCCCGGGACGCCAGCACCCUCUGCCGCUUGGAUGCCGCCCAGGCCCAUUUCCAGGCCCAUCGCGCCAAGUAUGAGAAGCUGCGGGCAGACGUGGCGGUCAAGCUCAAGUUCCUGGAGGAAAACAAGGUGAAGGUGAUGCAGAAGCAGCUGCUGCUCUUCCACAACGCCAUCUCGGCCUACUUUGCGGGCAACCAGCAGCAGCUGGAGCAGACGCUGAAGCAGUUCAACAUCAAGCUGAAGAGCCCAGGAGCCGGGAAGCCCUCGUGGCUGGAGGAGCCGUGAAUCCCCCCCCCCACCAGGCUCCUUCCCUUC
Pogona vitticeps (central bearded dragon) is the source of this 2926-nucleotide messenger RNA. Lineage: Eukaryota; Metazoa; Chordata; Lepidosauria; Squamata; Agamidae. The record is from RefSeq and is a predicted model, not a curated record.